AUGUUGAUGCGCCUGACUAUUGAUGAUGAUCAGAAUCUGAUCUACUUCUUUGUUGUAGAAUCACACAAGACCUGUACGGAUAACGGCGACUGCUAUGAACCGGAUACCGUAUGUCAAGAUAAUGACGGUUUCCAAUCCAAGGUGUGCUUUUGUAUCUAUACACUUCAACCUACCAACGAGUAUGGGGAGUGUAUAUCAGAUAAACCCCCUCCAGACAAGAGGAAUGACGUAUUUCCGGUUCAACCACUAGUUGGACUGUUUGGUCCCGCGGACAAUGAGACUAUCCCCAACACCAAACAUGUCCGCAAUGAGACAGAGCCAUUGUACAAACAAAGCGACAGUAUGUCGGACCAGCUAACAGCCAUACAGAUUUUCAUCCCACUCGCAUCCGUUUUGUUCGUGCUAUUGGCCUUAUUUUUAUUUGUCGCUCGAAGGAUCAAAUUAUGCAAAAGAAAACGUAGGAAGGAGUCGGCUGUAAAAACAACAGAAGAUGAACAGUUGCUAGAUAGAAUGAACUUUGUAAAUAAAAACCCGACUUACUUUCUAUCUCCACAUGAUGGUGUCAAGGGUAGAAAAUUCAACAUUAAAGACAUUCCCUCCGAACAGAUGAAAAUUGUCGAUGUGGUUGGAGAGGGGGCAUUCGGCCAAGUAUACAAAGGUAUAUAUUCAGCUGAGGAUGGUUCCGAGAUAGGAAAGGUGGCCGUGAAGGUUCUGAAGGAUGGGGUGUCUAAUGAAGUAAAAGACGACUUUGAAAGGGAGGUGGAAAUCAUGAGUGCCUUUGACCACGAUAACAUUCUAAAAUUGUUAGGAGUCGUCACGAAAGGUUUGGAAGGUACACCAUAUAUGAUCUUUGAGUAUAUGUUGCAUGGCGACUUGGCAGAACUUCUUCGUCAUAAUGAUCCUGUCAUGCGCAAAAACACGGACGACGUAAUACUGCAAAAGACUGAUCUGAUCGACAUCGCGAUACAGAUAGCGAAUGGUAUGUCCUAUCUUACGUCACAACACUUCGUACAUCGUGACUUAGCGACUCGGAACUGUCUAGUCGGUGACGGACUCGUGGUCAAGAUUUCGGACUUUGGAAUGGCGCGUGACGUCUACACUUGUGACUACUACAGAAUUGGUGGUUCCCGGAUGUUGCCAGUCAGAUGGAUGUCACCGGAAAGCGUCAAAUAUGGCCGUUUCACAACUGAGUCAGAUAUCUGGGCGUUUGGUGUGGUAUUAUGGGAGAUAUUUAGCUAUGGUCGACAGCCAUAUUAUGGACAUUCGAACGAAGAGGUGGUGCGAUUUCUCGACGAAGGAAUACUACUACAGAGACCAGAGGAGUGUCCUUCCACAGUAUACCAUGUCAUGCUCGGCUGCUGGAAAAGUGACCCCAGGGAAAGAUUGGUGUUUAUAAAGUCUCACAAACAUCUUGUUGACUACAGCAAAACGAUCAUGCGCAGUGCACACAUGCAGUCUGUCAACAUGGAUGGUGAAUGUGACCUAAUCACCACGUAA
This is a messenger RNA of Ylistrum balloti, 1497 nucleotides long. Its product is annotated as BDNF/NT-3 growth factors receptor-like. The record is from RefSeq and is a predicted model, not a curated record. Bases 1 to 1497 code for a protein of 498 amino acids. Lineage: Eukaryota; Metazoa; Mollusca; Bivalvia; Pectinida; Pectinidae. The transcript has 8 exons. Gene Ontology annotation, cellular component: membrane; signaling receptor complex; axon. Gene Ontology annotation, biological process: cell surface receptor protein tyrosine kinase signaling pathway; positive regulation of kinase activity; multicellular organism development. Gene Ontology annotation, molecular function: neurotrophin binding; neurotrophin receptor activity; transmembrane receptor protein tyrosine kinase activity.